Molecule: messenger RNA, 939 nt
Organism: Penaeus chinensis
Lineage: Eukaryota; Metazoa; Arthropoda; Malacostraca; Decapoda; Penaeidae
Exons: 4
Coding region: 382-798 (138 amino acids)
Source: RefSeq, a predicted model, not a curated record
UUACAUUUUGUAUUCUGAAUUUUCUGUUUUCGUAUUUCAUCCUUUGAGAAAGACUAGUGGAUAAGGAGGAAUGGAGGGAGAGUGGAAGAGAGAGAGAGAGAAAGUGGGAUAGAUAACGAGAAAGAGAAAUAGAGAUAGACAUACAGACGAAGACAGAAGCAGAGAGACAGACCAAGAAAAAAUAAUAAUAUAAAGAAUAAGGAAAAUAAAAUAGAUACAAAAUCCUAGAGAAAAAAGGGAGAGGGAUUGGUCGCCCGAUUUCCCGUAUUGCCGCUAUCGUCACUGAUUACGAGAAUCAUCGUACCUAUAGAAGGGGCUCGGAGUCGUCUUAAAACGGGAGAAAGUUUGCACAGAGAGCUAGUCCAUAUCCUUUCUCUCAAGAUGAAAGUCCUCCUUCUUGCUCUUGCCUUCGCCGCCUCUGCUAGCGCCCAGUCAGAGCCCUGGUGCCGCUGCGCCGUCUUCGUCACCUACAAGAACUCGGAGGUCAUGGUGUUCGAAGCCCCUGAAAUCACCAUCAGCUCUUGCGAAGACGAAGCCAAGAUGUGUCGGAACAGUUGUGUGAAUGAGCUUAACGAGAUGAGCAACAACGGAGAUCUUUGGGCAGUACAGGAGAGCGGAAGCACAGUCGGUCAGUAUAUCUGCCAAUAUCUCGCUGACCAUUACUUUUUCUCGAUAAACAACCAUAAGGUAUACGGCUACAACGAGGUAUGUGGCGGUGCCUGGGAAUACACAGGCGUGGAAUCACAGCAGAUGUUAUGUUGUGAUGGAGGAAAUCACGUUCACUGUAUUUCCGAAUAAAUUAUGGUGAUGAUAGUGAUGAUGAAGCGUGACGAUCUCCGUAACGGUGAUGGUGACGAUGAUGGUGAUGAUGAUGGUGAUGAUUCUCUGCUGAAUUUUCAUCAUAUAUUUUUUUUUUUUGGUCGAUAUAAGUUCGGAAUA